AUGGUUAAUAAAUUAGAAAUAUUGCCAAAUGAAAUCUUCUUACAUAUAUUUUCUUAUUUAUCAUGGGAUGAUAUAUUAAUAUCACUAUGGUCAAUAAAUGAACACAUUAAUUCUCUUAUUUGUUCGAUAUUUUCAAUAAACAAAUAUGGAAUUAUAUUUAAUAAACCAGGUUUAUCAUAUAAAAAAUGUUCAUCGAUAUUAUUUCCAUUAAUAUUUAAUUCAUCAUCUCUUUGUUCGAAUAUAAAAUCCAUGCAUUUCGAUGGAAUUUAUUCAAUUCCUUUUGAUUUUAUUUAUGAAAAAGUUUUUUAUCAUAAUGAUAAACAAAGAAUUUGUUUUCCUAAUCUUAAAUCGCUUUAUAUAACUAAAUGUUUAUUAUCUCAAUCAAUUCUUCAAAUCUUAUCAACAUUGAUCAACUAUCAGUUAGAUGAACUUCUAUUAACAUUUCAUGGAGAUAUUAAUGAAAUAUUUGAUCAUACCGGAGAUGUGGUAUCUAAUAUUUCUAUUGCAGAAGAUAAAGAAAGAAUGUUUCAACAACUUUUAUGUCAAAUAUUUUCUGAUCAAUGUCAAUUAACAUCUUUGAAACUUAAUAUUAAAGAAAUAAUUGAUAGUGUUGAUCAAUGUUUAAAAUCACAUCCUUCUCUUCCAUCAAAAACAGUUUCAGAUGGAUUACAAUCUUAUUGUAUAACUUUACGUCAUUUGGAUAUUCAUUUGAAUGAUGCAGAUUUUUUGGAAGAUAUUAUUGAACGUAUACCUAAUGUUGAACAAUUAUCAGUUGAUCUUAAACAAUUACAACGUUAUUGGAAUCCCACUGAUUCCGAGCUUCAAAGUUUAAUACUUCGAAAUGGAAAUUGGUUUAAUAAAGUACCAAAAUUGAAAUGUUUUACAUUGAAGAGUUGUGUUUAUAAUGAUCUUGAGUUUACUUAUUUAAAAUGGCUUCUUAAUAAUAUUAAUCAUGUUACAAAACUUGAUAUUCAUUUAUAUAAUGACGAUGUUUGGGGAAAAGAUCAAACAAUAUGGAAGUCUAUUAUUGAUGCAAAUUUUAUUCGUCAAUAUUGUUUACCUGAUGAAAUUAUUAAUCUUCGAGAUUUUCAGUUUUAUAUUUGUAUACGGUAUCAAUUGUUAAUAAGUGAUAUUGAAAAAAUAAAAAAUUCUUUUCAAAUUCAUCCUUUUUUUAUUGAUCAUCAAUGGACAAAUGUUGAAUGUUUUUAUCAGCAGAAAGGAUCAUAUCAACAUAUUUUUUCUUCUACUUUGAGAAAAUUACAAUUUUUUGAUUCUUUGAUGGAUUAUCCGAUUCUUGUAGAAUGGUUACCUGUUCAUAUUAAAAUUUAUUUGCGUCCAUCAAUUUAUUUAUUUUUUGAGCAAUUCAAUAAAUUAUGUUCUAAUGCUUCCUGUAUCACAUUUAUUUCAGGAUGCUCUCCUGAAUAUUUAGAAACAUUAAUGUCAUUGUCAACAUUAUUCCAAACCCAACAACUAAAUUUAAAUAAUAUUCAAUUUCGAAAUGUUACAAAACUUCGACUUGGAGAUAUGUAUAAUCGUCAUUUUAGUAUGUAUACAUUUUCUUGUUUACAAACUUGA
Rotaria sp. Silwood2 is the source of this 1575-nucleotide messenger RNA. The record is from the annotation of a GenBank genome assembly. Lineage: Eukaryota; Metazoa; Rotifera; Eurotatoria; Philodinida; Philodinidae.